AUGUGGGCUCCCCCUGGUGGAGACUGGGAUAAGUACAGGGUGCUGCUGUUAAAUGGGACCCAGACUCUGGAUAACAGGACCGUGGAGAAAGGGGUGGUGGAGCACCUUCUCUGGCCUGGGACUGGUUCCUGGGAGGACCUACAGGGCUGGGGUCAUGCUCCUAAGCCUGUCUCAGAGCUCCAUAUCCGCCAUGCUGACGAGACCUCCUCAGCGCCCUGUGGAGUCACGCCCCAACUCAGCCAGGGGACGGCUCGCCGUGGGCUCCGCCAUGGCAAUGCCACGGUUGCCACGAGAGACCUGACCCGUGACAUGAGGGAGUGCACCUUCAACGUGCUCAUGCCUGGACGUGGUGUUCACCAUUACCGUGACAACCAAGAGCGGGAGCUCAACAGCUCUGUGAGGCGUGUCCACCUGAGCAACCAGGGCCACGUGGACAGUUUACAGGCCAGCUGGGAACUCCCCCCUGGAGAUCUGGACUUCUGCAGCCUGCAGCUCCUCCACAACAACCGGGCUGUGCAGAACCACACCGUCCCAGCCAACACCACCUCUCUGCAGCUCAGAGACCUCAGGCCUGGCGCCUCCUACAGGCUGGUGGUCAGUACUGUCAGUGGUGGGAUGGUUUCGAAGCAGGCCAUGGCUGAGGGACGCACUGUACCAGCUGCGAUCGGAGAGGUCACGGUCAGUAACAACGGUCGUCCAGACUUCCUGGGGGUGUCGUGGCAGCCAGCGGUCGGAGAUGUGGACAGUUACCUGGUCCUACUGAAGGACCGCGACAGGACCGUACACAACCUGGUGGUUUCUAAGGCAAGCCCAGAGUGUGUGUUUAACUCCCUCAAGUCAGGGAGGCUGUACACCGUCUCCAUAGCAACCCGCAGCGGCAGCUUCCAGAACAACACGGUGGUGACGGCUCGUACACAACCCUCCAGUGUCCAGAACCCCAACGCCAUCCACUCUGCCAGGGACGACUUCCUGAAAGUCUACUGGCGCCAUGCGUCCGGAGACUUGGACCGUUACGAGGUGGUCAUUAAGUACAACAACACGGUGGUCCAGAACCAGACGGUGGCGCGGUCGCAGAACGACUGUGUGUUCAGCUCCCUGGUCCCCGGGAGGCUUUAUACAGUCACUGUCAGCACCUGGAGCGGAGAGUACCAGUCCAGUGUUUCUACUGAUGGGAGAACGUGUGAGUCUAUUAACUACAGUCUGAGAAGUGAGGUGGAGGAUGUGGAAGAGGCCCAGGUUGAAGCCAUUGGUCCUGAAGAUUCUAUUCUGUAUGUGUUCUCUCCUAUAGAUUCUAUCGUGUAUGUGUUCUCUCCUAUAGAUCGUUACGUAUACAUCUGUGAGCGUGAAUACUGUAUCCCCUUCUGUGAGUACAUAUACGUCUGUGAGCGUGAAUACUGUAUCUCCAUCUGUGAGUACGUAUACGUCUGUGAGCGUGAAUACUGUAUCUCCAUCUGUGAGUACGUAUACGUCUGUGAGCGUGAAUACUGUAUCUCCAUCUGUGAGUACGUAUACGUCUGUGAGCGUGAAUACUGUAUCUCCAUCUGUGAGUACGUAUACGCCUGUGAGCGUGAAUACUGUAUCUACAUCUGUGAGUACUUAUACGUCUGUGAGCGUGAAUACUGUAUCUCCAUCUGUGAGUACGUAUACGUCUCUUCCUCCUGUCCCCCCUCCCUGCUGUCCCCUCCUCCCUUCCUCCCCCUCCCUCCCUCCCUCUGUCAGAAGCUGCAGGUUGAUGUGAGGAGGUUAACCAUGUCUCUUCUAAAGCGGUUCAGAGAGGGAGUAGCUGCUGCUCUGGACAUCUCUCCCAGACACGUACACAUCAACAGACUCAAUGAGAGGAAGAAUGGCAUUGAGCUGUAUGUGUCAUCUGAUAGGCCAGGGGCCACGGAGCCCCUCCCAGCAGAGGAAGUUAUCCAAUCACUGAACAUCAACACCCUGCAUCGUAGCCUGGGUCACUUCGGCAUCACAGAGGUCUCCUCGGAGAGGAAUGUGCUACAGGAUCAACAUGAGAGGGACAAUAUUUGGACUAAAGAGGGAUUCUUUGCUGCGGUCAUCUUCCUCACCAUCUUCAUCAUCAUCAUCACCUGUUUGAUGGUCCUCUACCGUCGAAAGGAGAAGGUUGAAUAUUCUGACAGGCAGACCAAAGAGCAGUCCGUGUUCCCCAGCCGCGACCUUCACCUGACCCCUGUCACCGUCCCACCCCCGGUCCCGCUGCACACCGUCGGAGCCCAGACCCAGCCCCAGGUCCCCUUCUCUAGCAGCAUGGUCCAAGCGGAGCCAGCACCGCCUUCUACACCCACAUCCAUACCUCCACCCAGAGCCUGCCGUCCUCCACCCACCACCCCUGUCCCCAUCCCUGUCUCCAGCUCCAGCUGUGGUCCUCCGCAGCUCCCCCCUGCCCACCAGAAACCCUGCCUGUCAGCCAGCCCCUCUCCCUUCAGGAUGAAGCCUGCCGCGUGUCUCCAGGAGAGGAGAGGUUCCAACGUCUCCCUGGUGCUGGACAUGUCCUCCCUGGCCUCGGUGGAGCCUCUGAACUGUGGGGUGGUGACCCCCAGAGAGAGGGCCACUCAGGAGUACCUGCAGUCAGCCAGCCGGACCCUGUCCAGACAGCAGCUACGAGACGUGGUGCUCAACACACAGACGCUGCAUGCAGAGUUCGCUGAAAUCCCAAUGAACUUUGUGGAUCCAAAGGUGAUGGACAUUUCCAGUCAUGGAACCAAAAAUAGAUACAAGACAAUACUGCCAAAUCCACAUUCCAGAGUGAUCCUGAGGACCAAGAGCUCCUUCGACCCUCUCAGCAGCUACAUCAACGCCAACUACAUUAGGGGUUACCUAGGCGAUGAGAAGGCCUACAUCGCCACCCAGGGUCCCAUGAUCAACACAGUGAAUGAUUUCUGGCAGAUGGCCUGGCAGGAAGACUGUCCUGUCAUCAUCAUGAUCACCAAGCUCAGGGAAAAGAACGAGAAAUGUGUUCUGUACUGGCCAGAGAGGCGUGGUAUCUAUGGCAAGGUGGAGGUGCUCAUUAACAACGUGACAGAGUGUGACAACUACACCUGUCGGACCCUCAACCUGAAGCAAGGGGCCCAGAGUCGUGUGGUGAAGCACUACUGGUACACAUCGUGGCCGGACCAUAAGACCCCAGACAGCGCCCAGCCCCUGCUCCAGCUGAUGAGAGACGUGGAGGAGGACAGGACGGGCUCCCCAUCGCAGGGACCCGUCAUCGUGUGUAGCGCAGGGAUUGGCCGAACGGGCUGCUUCAUCGCCACGACGAUAGGCUGUCGUCAGUUGGAGCUGGAGGGAGUGGUAGAUGUGCUGGGGAUUGUGUGUCAGCUCAGAGCGGACAGAGGAGGUCUGAUCCAGACAGGGGAGCAGUACGAGUUUGUCCACCACGCCUUGAGCCUCUUCGAGACACGCCUCUCCGCCGACACCGGCCAAUGAACAGAGGCCAGGAAGUUUUCGCUAAACAUGCCAGGUUUUUCCAGGAAGUGGAAUUUAAUUCCCCCUAGCGGGAAGGACCUAUCUUACCUGGUGACUGUGAGGUCAUGUGACUAAUGAGGAAGUGGAUGUUCGGGUGACGAUUGGAUGGUAGAUGUCCUUGUGGGCUUUGUCUUUGUGGACAUGUAUGGACAGCCUGGACUGAUUGAUUGAGUCUCCUUACAGAGAGAGAGAUGGAGGUAUGGACAGGUGAUUAUGUCUCUGAAUGUAAUGUAUCCUUUCUUCUCUUCCUCUCUUUCCUCCUCCUCUUCUUCUUCUUCUACUACUUCCUGUCAUUCGUGAGCAGCCCUGCUUCUGAAAACGUUGUUGUGAGCAACCUGCCUCUGUCCAAUCAAACUCUCUGAUACUGCAGCUCUGUCCAAUCAGAUUGCCUGAUAUUGAUUAUGUAGUAUACCUACACUCUGACCUCUUACUACUAUGUGCUACAGUAGAUGGGUAGGUAGUCUGUGGUCCUUGAAUCGUCCAUGGUGUUUCUAUUAUAAAGCAAAAGGUACGCUGUUGAAAUUAA
Molecule: messenger RNA, 4003 nt
Organism: Oncorhynchus nerka (sockeye salmon)
Lineage: Eukaryota; Metazoa; Chordata; Actinopteri; Salmoniformes; Salmonidae
Biological process (GO): peptidyl-tyrosine dephosphorylation; signal transduction
Cellular component (GO): cell junction; cytosol; plasma membrane
Molecular function (GO): protein tyrosine phosphatase activity; protein kinase binding
Source: RefSeq, a predicted model, not a curated record